UUCAUACUCCUGAAAGAAUGGGAAAGGUCAGAGGCGAAGUAGAAGAAGCAGAAGGUGAAGCUAUUGAAGCUCUGGGUUCUCUCUUCAAGCUUACUCAAAUCCAUCUAUGGGUCGAUACAGAUACUCCUCUCUUCCAUCAACACAGUGGUAACAAGAGUGUUGAUGAUACUUAUGGAAUUGCCAACAAUGGAUUGAUGAAAGAGAUGAAUGAUCUUGGUCUUCCGGUUUCCUUUCGAACAAACAAGCAGUGGAAGAACAGAACUAGAGGCUAUCAAAAGAAAGGAUUCAAGGAUCGAUUAGACGAAGAGGUUAAUGUUAUUCUCAAAGUAGAAGACACUUUGAAUUUGGUGUCUGCUUUGAAUGAGGAGGUUGAGAGUCCGUGUUUUGAGGAAGAUUGUGUACAAGUAAUUGAAGUGGAAGAAGAAAAUCAUGAAGUUGUUGUGGGGAGCUGUUUUUUGGGAAAUGGAGAUGGAGACUCAGUGUUGGCAUCAGAGACAAUAGAUUCUCAUGACUCUAGUGUAUGGAAGGUCUACUGGGAUUCGUUCUAUGGACGAAGUUAUUUUUACAAUUUUAAGACACAAGAGUCAAAAUGGGAGCCGCCACUUGGGAUGGAGCAUCUAGCUUAUAGCGAUGAAAGUCACAACUUGAGUGAAUUGGUCAUAGAGAAGCAUCAUGAUGACUUGUCUGGAACUGUGCUUGGCGAUGAUGUUCCCUUUGACAAAGCUGACGAUCUUGGUGGAGUUUGUCAAAGUCAACUUGAAGCAGAAGCCACAGAGGAAGUUAACAGUUUGAUUGAUACAUACCAAGAAACUUCCAUUGGAAAUCAAUCUUUGGAUAUUACUAGUCUUGGUGAAGAGGGAACCGGUGCAUAUGUUGUCAGUUCCGUUAGAAAGGCUAAGAAAGAGUCUAGAAGAUCUCGAGCCAAAAAGAAAUUACUCAAUUCGUACACAGGGACUGAAAUGAAAGGUGUUCCUGAAGAAUAUUCUCCAAUCCUUGGCAAGUAUUGGUGCCAAAGAUACCUCCUCUUCUCCAGAUUUGAUGAAGGCAUCAAGAUGGAUGAGGAAGGAUGGUUUUCUGUCACUCCUGAACUUAUAGCUAAACAUCAUGCCACACGCUGUAAUGAAGGCAUAGUCAUUGACUGUUUUACAGGAGUUGGUGGAAAUGCUAUCCAGUUCGCAUCAAGGAGUCACUAUGUGAUUGCAAUUGAUUUGGAUCCAAAGAAACUUGAUUUAGCAAAGCAUAAUGCUGCCAUAUAUGGUGUUGCUGAUAAAAUCGACUUUGUGAAGGGAGACUUCUUUGACCUCGCACAUAACUUGAAGGCAGGCACUGUAUUCCUAUCGCCUCCUUGGGGAGGCCCUGAUUAUCUUAAAGCGAGCACGUAUGAUAUGAAGACAAUGUUGAGACCUCGUGACGGAGAUGCUCUAUUUAAGGCGGCCAUGAACAUUGCGUCAACAAUCAUUAUGUUUCUUCCAAGAAAUGUUGACAUUAACCAACUAGCAGAGCUUGCCUUAUCAACGUCUCCUCCAUGGUCACUAGAGGUAGAAAAGAACUAUUUAAAUGGGAAGCUGAAGGCGGUAACAGCGUAUUACGUCAGACAAGAUGAUUGUAAGAAGCUUAAAAGAAGACCACAGUAGGGAAAAGGUAGAUGCAAUCUGCGUUUGUGCUGGCUUGUUGAAUCCAGGUGGAUCAAUAUUGAUUUAUGAUCAUAGGCUAUGCAUUUGUAUAGACAAAAUGUGUUGUCUAAAGCAGUACAACAAAAUACAAUUGUUCAAUUAUAUUUCUUACAACAAAGAGCAAAGUCCAUCAGUUUCUACUAAGACAACGUGUGGAACAAAAUCUAAAUCCAAGCCGUAUUAAAAAUGUUUUGUAUGGACAUCGAUUCUUGCAAAAGGAGCAUAUAGGUCGAGACAUAUGUUGAUUGUUGGGCAGAACAUCUACCUUUUUAC
Arabidopsis thaliana (thale cress) is the source of this 1946-nucleotide messenger RNA. Its product is annotated as S-adenosyl-L-methionine-dependent methyltransferases superfamily protein. Lineage: Eukaryota; Viridiplantae; Streptophyta; Magnoliopsida; Brassicales; Brassicaceae. The record is from RefSeq and is marked reviewed. The coding region runs from base 18 to 1634 and encodes 538 amino acids. The transcript is spliced from 12 exons. Gene Ontology annotation, molecular function: methyltransferase activity. Gene Ontology annotation, biological process: 7-methylguanosine cap hypermethylation.